Molecule: messenger RNA, 1176 nt
Organism: Bactrocera dorsalis (oriental fruit fly)
Lineage: Eukaryota; Metazoa; Arthropoda; Insecta; Diptera; Tephritidae
Exons: 2
Coding region: 72-815 (247 amino acids)
Source: RefSeq, a predicted model, not a curated record
AUUUUGAUGGUUUGACAUCUAUUUUUGCCAUUUAUUAAUUGUCGGAGUUUUGGCGUGACAAAUAUUCGAAAAUGGCUUUAAAACUGAAUCGUGAUGAUACUAUUAAUUUGAUACGAAUUUAUGAACAGUAUGAAUGCCUUUGGAAUUGCAGAAAGGAAUCUUACAGAAAUUCUGGUUUAAAAGAGAAAGCAUGGGAAGAGAUUGCAAACUACUUCGACACAGAUGUACACGAAAUGAAAAAAAAGAUUAAGUAUCUCCGCACAGCAUAUGUAGCCGAACUUAGAAAACUGGAGGAAUGGAAAAGAAAAGCUCCUAAUUCAACUGAAAUAUAUCAGCCUAAAUUGUAUUAUUAUAAUGAUUUCAACUAUUUGAGUAGUACAAUAGUGAUGAGAAGAAGAGAGUUUAUUGAAGAUGACGAGGAUAACGAUGAUGAAAUAAGUCUAAAAAAGGAAGACUCAUACGAUGAGUUAAGUAACGAUAACUGCGAACGUCUACAAGAGAGUGAAGCUGUUUGGGAAAAAUGUGCUCCCGAAGAUUAUCUAGACGAGGACUUACAACAGGAGGAAUCUAAAAAAAUAAGAUUGGCAUCUCAUCCAAGUACCAAUUCGUCAACUUCUGCAAACAUUUCUAUAUUCAGUACGAAAGAUAAUCAACAUAAACGCUACUCUAACAAGCCAUUGGAAACAGAUGAUAUGUAUUUAGCUUUUGGAACUAGCAUAGGUUUACAACUGAAACAUCUGAAACCUGUUAAUGCAGCUAAAGCUAUGGCAAAAAUACAGGGAAUUCUCACUGAACUUGCUGUUUCAGAAGUAUAAUUAUGUAUUUAUAACUCAUUUCAUAUAGUAUUUUUUAGACGUAAUAUUACAAAAGUUUUGUCCAUGAAGGUCCUAGCUUAGAUCCAAAUAAAAAGACUCGAUAAUUAAAAAGGAAAUAGUUUCCUUAUUACUGAACAACAAGAUUGAUAGACUGCAAACCCUAUAUUUCACACGGCUGUAGAAAGAAAUGUAUUUAAGCGUAUAUAGUAGUAUAUGUAAGCCUAUGUACAUAUAUAAGGAAUGUGUUUAUGAAAGUGGGAGUUUUUGUAAAAAACAAUUCAAUUUGAGGGGAAAUAACGGACACUAACCUAAACGUAAACUAAACCUUCUAGAUCAAUUAAUAAAUAUGAUGUAUUCUUUA